AUGAAUAGUUUAAAAUCAUUAGAAACUGUUAAUGUUAGAUGUUCAUAUGACAAUGAAUAUUCGUUCAAAAAUUCAGUAUGGGUUUUAACAUAUUUAAACAAAUUAAAUAAUAAAGAUAUAAUAAUUAAUUUUGAAUUGGAUUUGGCUUGCUUUAAACCAUAUCAACCCAAAAUAUUAGAACAUAUUGAAAGAGAAGAAUUCAAAUUUAAAACAAAUCUAUUUGAAGUUGAAUAUGAUUAUGAAGAAGGUACAUCCUAUGGAUUCGUGUAUGAAAUGAUUAAAGAAUUAAAUCCAAAAUAUUUAAAAAUAACACCCUUUAGUUCCUCUGAUGCAGGAGAAUCACAUCUUCGACAAUAUCACUCAAUUUCAAAAUUAAAUCAAAACUAUGAAAGUGUAGAAAUCCUUGGUGACUUCAUACCAUUAUAUGCACUUUAUAGAUUUUUACAAUCACCAAAUUUACAUACACUCGAAUUCGACCUUCAAUUUCAUUUUAUAUCUUCAAUCUAUGAUAAUAGUAAAUUUGGUGGUGAUAAAACAGAAUUUGAUUUUAAUAAAAUGGAUAAUUUUAAUUUUAGAAAUUUUAUUAAUUUCCAAGGUGAUACUAUUGGUGAUGGUAUUAAUGAAGAUGACCAAAUCUAUUGUUCAUUUAGUGAUCAAGAUAAUUCAUGUAUUGAAAUACCACCAUAUUCAAUGUCUCUAUGGAAUCAAUGUUUAAAACUAUUAUCAACAAAUUCAACAAUUACAAAUUUAUCAAUUACUCAUAAUUGUGGUGGUGAAUGUGGAUGGGAUAAAAAUAGUUUAUUCAAUGAAAACUUUUUAAAUGAUUUUAUGAAUUCACUUGCAAAUAAUAAAACAAUUAAAAAUUUAACACUUGAUUUUACUCUUAGUUAUUAUGAUGCUGAAACAGACAUUAUAAAUUUAAAAAAAUCAAUUACAUCAAUGCUCGAUCAAAAUACAACACUUGAAUCAAUUGUUAUUUUUCCAACUUCAGAAUUCAAAGAAAUAUCAAAUUUAACAAAAAAUACAAAAUGUAAAAUAUUUACAUAA
Molecule: messenger RNA, 1047 nt
Organism: Dictyostelium discoideum AX4
Lineage: Eukaryota; Evosea; Eumycetozoa; Dictyosteliales; Dictyosteliaceae
Exons: 1
Coding region: 1-1047 (348 amino acids)
Source: RefSeq, a predicted model, not a curated record